UGAAGAACCCCAAGAUGCCCCUCCCAAAGAAAUGGCUCUUCCCCUUCUAUCACAAUCAUUGUGAUACAAAGGCAGAAGCAAAGCUCUGUUUCAGCAGAUAGCUCAAGUAGCUGGCAGGCAACAGCCACGUAAGAACAGCUUAUGACUCUUUCCUCGGGACUUUAACUCAUUGGUCUGAUUGAGGGAACAACUAAAAAGACCUUUGAAAAUGCUGUGGAUGUCGUGUCUCCCAAAUGCAUUCCUCUUUCUUCUGCUCCUCCCGUGCUUCCCUGCCCAGAGCGGUGGAGGAAAUGAACAGUCAACAGACGUUAUCAGUGCUUGGGAAGGAGACUCCGUCAGCAUAACUUGCCCAAUGAAUGGUUCACAAAAUCAAGUGGGGAUGCACUUGACAGCUAUCAGACAGAAUCUCAAUGUGAUAUAUUUUCCCAAGGAGAAACCUCCAAAUAUCAAUCCUGACUUUGCUAAUCGCAUCGAGUACUCAAAAGAAGGGGAGAAUCUCAGGAUAACCCUGCGCAGGUUACAGGAAUCCGAUUCCAAAAUUUACCUGUGCUCUGAGAUUGUUAAAAUCAAUGACCAUCACAAAGACCUGUAUGGGAAGACAACCAUUGUAGUGGUCAAAGCUAGAUCCAGCAGAUAUAUACUGGAGCAGUCACCGCUCUACGCCAACCCUGAGCAAGGGCAGUCUGUCAGCAUCACCUGUGUGCUGAGAAGCUCACCUGGAGAGGAGGAGUUCUACCUGCUCAGGAUUCACGUGCAGCCUGCCACUGUUCUGUCUGUGGCAAAUCUGAACGGCUCAGAGGUCUCUCCUGCCUUUGGGAACCGCUUGGAGUACUCAAGGGAAGGGAACAGAAUUGUGAUAACUCUACACAACCUACAGGAAAAGGACAGUGAUAAUUACAUCUGUGCUGAGGGGCCCAAGGAUUCCCCUCUGCUCUCAGCCAGUGGCACCAUGCUGCUGGUUAAAGGAGUGGAGCAGGCAUGUGAGAAGAGCUCCUGGGAUAUGUAUGCUCUUCUCAUCGUGGUGGCUCUGCUGUUCUGUGCCCUGGUGUGCUGCACCUUGUACUGUGUGGAUGUGAAGAAAUAUUUCCAGAAGAAAAAGGUCAAUGUGGUGUAUGAAGACAUGUCCUACAACUCCAGACGGAGCACACUGGUCAGAACCAGCACCUAUUCCAGAGGUGAAUAAACUUCUGCCAGCUGGGACCAUGUGUGCAUCAACCAUGCCCUCACAGGCAGCUCUGAGAGCUGCUUUAACCACCUGAACUGAAAUUCCUACCACCUACCUUCUUCAGUGGAAAGAAAACCUCAUUUCCAAGGCUGUUUCUACCUUUUUUAUAAUUUUUUUUUUUUAUUUUUUGUAAUGUACAGGAAAUGUAGCAAAAUGCAGGUACCCUGGACGUGUGUGUGCAGUUCAGGGUGAAAAAGCAGAUUUUUGGGGCUAAAUGAAAUUUAUGAGCUUGUUUCUUUGCUAAAUAACCCUUUCUGGGAAGGUGGGAUGGAUGGGGAGGUCUGGUUCUCAGCUUUGCUACGUGCUCAGGAAGAGCACCCAGGUCUGUUCAAUGGUUGGCAAUGGAUCCACACAGACAUGGAUUCCAAAUCUCUCAGGGGUCCCUGGGGUCUGCCCAAGAGCUCAGGCAGCUCAAACUACUCAAGAGUUACAGCAGGGAAAUCUAUUUUGAUGAAACCUCAGGGUUGUGGUGGGGUGAAAUGCUGGAUCCACAUGGGCUCAGCUGCUCCAAGGUCAUGACAGACCCAGGAAAACAGCAUUGGCUCUGGAUUUUAGUUUACUGCCUCUGUCAGAGCUGCUCACAGGACUGAUGGAGAUGUGGCUGACCAGCAAAGUGACUCAAGCUGGGUUCUGGUGGCUCCCAGGGACGGCAGAGGUGUUUGUGAUGUGGCAGUGUUGUCCCAGCAGGACGUGUUCCUCCAACACAGUGACUCAACAAGGUGAAAUAAUCCAGGGUAAAGCCAACGCCUGCAUUCCACUCUGGGUGGGGCUGAUCUAAAACCCCUCCUUAUCAAAGGUGUGGGAAUUCCAAGCACAGAAAAUUCUCAAAAUCUUGUGAGUGCAGGCCCAAACACAGAAAUGAAUAAAAAGUUCAACUUCAGACCUUAGAAAACACUUUGGGAUUUAGAGACCAUAGGCAAGAAUGUAAGUUUGUAGUUUAAAUAGAAGGACAUUGAGCUAGGUAACAAAAAGUUUUAAAGUUUUAAAGUUAAGCUUUAGGAGUAGGUAUAAAAGUAAUAAGAACUUUAAGAUUUAGUGAGUAAUUUUGUGUAUCAUCAUAUGAUUAGUUAAGAAUCUCCUCACUGCAGCAAAGACAUCUAAAACAAAAUUAUUAACCAGUAGUGUGACACUCUUUUGUAGCAGUAAUUUUUUAGCUAAUUAACCUUUAAAAGACCUUAUAACCAGUGGUCUUGUGACCAUUGACCACAAAAAUCUAGCAAACACAGUAAAAACAUUCUCACUCCUUCAUGAAACUGUAAAAAAAGAGUAAUAAACCAUGCUUUAAGAUGUCUCCCAGUAGUCCCAUCUCUCUUAAAAUCCCAAUAAAAUGGAUUUAUCAAAACUCACAUCAGGCAAGAAGAGGCUAAAUUUGGUUUAGUAACAGCUUCUAGAACAGGUGGGGAGCUGGGCCAAGGAAGGGCUUGGCCUCCCCCAGGGGUGUUUUGGUUUGGAGCCACUGUGGAAAGUCAACAAUCUUCCAGAAAGGAAUGUUGAAUUGUUCCAGGUCAGGGUUGAUGGGGUGGCCUCUGGCUGCUGAGGACAGGCUGAGACUGGAGUUUCUCUCUAUUGAUGCAAUUGUUUUAUUUUUUUUUUUUUGAGGGAUUAGGAUCAGUUUAUCUUUGAUGAGUGCAUGGCUGGAGCAGAGCCAGGCACAGAGGGUAAUUCCUCUCCAGAGCUGAGCUCUGGCAAGAUCCCAGCUUGCCAAGACAACUCUGCCCCUCAGGAGAGCCCAUUUCCCUCCAGACAUUGCUCAUGAAAUGCUGCCCCCAGACCUGAGGGAGAAAUCCCCUCACUGUGUGGGGUGGAUGAUGCAGGUUCACCUUGUGAGCAAAUUGCUGUCUUCACAUGGCCAGACCUGGAUAAAUUGUGUUUGUCUUGGGGUUUUGUACAGUUCCUCCAUAUUU
Molecule: messenger RNA, 3129 nt
Organism: Pseudopodoces humilis (Tibetan ground-tit)
Lineage: Eukaryota; Metazoa; Chordata; Aves; Passeriformes; Paridae
Source: RefSeq, a predicted model, not a curated record